CCGUAUAUGGAGUUCUUUCCAAAUUUUCCUCAUCCUUAAUAAGUUAUGGGAAUUAGUUAUCGGUGUGGGGAAUUUGCCCAAGACCGAGGCCUACGAUCUAUGUAUUUUGAAAUUAUUUUGUCAUGGGUUAAUUAGUGCAGUAUUAUUCAAUAGACUAAGAAAAAUUUUUAUUAUGAAAAAGCACAUUUCCCAGAGCAGGGCCUUCAUCUCACUCAGUGCAGGCAUGUCAGGUUUCGGAAAGAGUUCCAUAUACCGACGCCACUUGACACCCUGUGCACAAAUACUAUGGGACAGGUCUGAAAAAUAAGUAAAUGACUUGUUUUUUCCCUCCUAAAUUGAAUUUUACUGGACAUUCAUUUGCUUUACGAUGGCUAAUAGGUUACUGUAGGGAAUAAUUACUGGCGUCCGUAUAUGGAACUCUUUCCCAGGUUUCCUCUGAUCUGCUGAUUUCCUUGUUUUUUUUAAUGUCUUGCAUAUGCCAUUGCAACUUGGAAAACACUGUCUUGUGUGGUUUUGGAUUUCCCCUAUUUUUUUUAAAGAAUUUCCUUUGCAUGCUUGAUCUUAAUGACAGUAAACGAUGUUGGUCACUUUGCCUAUGUACCACUUUGCCCAUUUUUGACUCUGUUCAAUUGCCACUUCAUGCAUCACGGGCCACUUUGCCCACGUUUACUUCUUGUCCGUGCAGAGUACCAGCUAAACUCUAAUGAUUUAAUAUCACAUUAUCCAACAAGUAUCUUUUGGAUACAGUACAUGUACAUGUAUGCAAAAUUAAUUAUUUACUGGCAGCUGAAACAAAUUCAUUUUUUUAAAACUCUGGUACAUGACAUAUACCGGUACGUGUAUGUGUCAGUCUUACCAGUGUGGCAUUGUGUUUCCGUUGGUUUAUCUAGGCCUCUUGAAGAAUGCGGUUGUGUUCAUCUUUGUCUCAUAAAUGCAAAAAAGGAUACUCUGUCACUUUUUUGGAGGGCGUUGUGUUGGAGUAGGAGCGUGGAAUGUUGGUUAUUCCAUGCUUAAAGUCUAAAAAUGAUAUUUAUGUCUUAAGAGAAGAGCACAUGGGCAAAUUUGUACAUUGGUUAAGUUACAAAUGAGCAAAGUGGCAGAUUGUUGAAGUGACUAAUGGCGAAGUGGUACAUGUAAAUGGGCAAAGUGGUAAUGGCAAAGAUUAGGAAAACAUGAAGGGUUGGGUCUUGGUACGUGUCCGUGUACUCUAGGACUGCCUGGUAAGUCAAGAUCUUAAGUAUUUCACUAGUUUCAUUUGAGGCUUCAAUUCAAUUUUCACAGUUUUUCUGCUACAUUUUGCGCUGAAAGAUGAAGAUUAGGGAUUUCAGUUUUAGAGCCUGAGAUUAGACUGGCACCAGCCAAUAAGUGAAUGAUGAGGGAUAAUUAGCAGGUUGUUUUAUGCACCGGUCCAUUGUUUUGCUUUCCACAUUUUCACUAUCUUAAGUUUUUACUGUCAUGCUAAGUACUGAAAGGGCAACAUUUUGGGUAAAGUUUUUUUUCCAACUUGUCAUUGCCAAGUGAUGAACUCUGCCAUUUAUUCUGGAAGUUUGAACUAAUACAAGUACCGGUAGUUGGCUUUCCAGACCAGAGGAAAUCUGUCAUUGUUUGCCAUUAAAACAUUGUACAUACAUGUACAGAACUAAAUUCACAGAAAAUUGAGUUGGUUCAGUGUUACAUGUAUAUGUGUUUGAAAAUGAGGAAAUAACUUUACAGAUCUUGCAUCAAUCGCACCUGAAGAGCUGGAAUGCUCAGGAUGUAUAUUAUAUUAAAAAAUGCUUUGCCCCCUGCUGUCCUUCAUUUUGUAUAUUUUUCCUUGAAUUUUAGUAAAAAUUGCUUCUUAAAAUGCAUUGUUGAAAUGUGAUUGUGCAGCUUUGUAGUUAUGCCCUUCAGAAUUCCCAAUGUUGCAAAAGCAUAGCAUGAACAUCAAACUUCAUUUCCUUACAUAAGAUUUUCUCUAUGAGAAACCUUUAUCAAUUACAUGCAACAUUUUACAAUUUCAACCUGCAAAGUCAUUCCAAAAUCCAAUAAGAAAGAAAAAUUGAUUUGACCCCCUGAAUCUGACAGUGUGUGAUAUCUCAAGUGCAAAUGAAUGCAACUGUAGGCUUUGAACUUCUAAAAAAAUGACCAAAAAACUGUUUUUGUCAACAUCAUUAUGUGCUGCACAUCCUGUGUUAGUACAGUAUGAAGAAUCUGGGCUUAACUGCCUUGAUUUGGUCAGCCAUAUAUCUCUAAUUACCGUGGACUACCGUUAGUACAUCUGCUGUGGGUGUACAGAUCCUUUCACAGGGAUACCUGGUGAUUGCAUAAAUUCUCAAAGCUUGCCUUAUUCUGGGUGGGUGGAUCCAAAAUUUCAACGUAGGAGUCAGCGUAUAAAUAUUGAUGCAUAGUAUAGUAUGAGGUCCUUUAUUGUGCAGUUGAUGUAGCAAGAGUAGUGCAUACAUGCAUGUACAUGUACAUGUAUGUAUUUACAUGUUCUUUACAAAUAUACCUGUACACUAUCAUUUAAAAACAAAAAAACACUGGAAAUAUGCAGUUCCACUAUUUACGUUCUAGAGCAACCUGGAAAUGGAGGUUAAAUCACUCAGGUCAUGAACUCUUGGUAAGGUCACAAUAAGAGCUACAUGAAUGAUAACACAAUCAUUGGAUGGUAAAUAGGGGAAAGAAAACUUGACAGUGUGUGUCAAAAUGGCACCUGCAGUGUUAAGGAAUGUGCAAUAGAAAUUUAAAGAUGUGAAAUUCUGAAUUGUCUGACGUAAUAGUUCGAGGACAGUUGGGUGAUAAAAGGGUGAAAAGUUUAGGAAAAUGAGCAAGUCUACGUACAAGACAAAGAUCUGGCAUUUGUGAAAACCAUGGUAACUAUCCAAAACAGAAGUCAACAAAUCUGAAAUGUCUAGCAUACCAGCAAGGGAUGUUAUGCACAAGUACAGUGAUACUGCAGGGCAAGCCAGGUUUGACAGUUGGAAUGACGUCAAGGAAAACGAAGCGUAUUGUUGUGAAAGGAAUUCAUUGUCAAAACGCCCACUGUGACCUUGAUGUUGGGGAAGUUUAUUUCGCUGUGUAUUUCAGAAACCUAUGGUUACACUUGAACAUAUAAAUGCUCUUGGGGUUUGUGUAAAGCUUUAAAGUAAGCUACAUUGACUGUGUGUUCACUUAGUAGACCAGGAUUCCAACCAUUUGAAGUGAGCAGGUUUAACUUUUGGAAGAUGAAGUUUUCCAAGUUGCAGCACAACAUGGUGAAUACCAUGGACUUAACUGGUGGAAGUUGGCCAUUUAGAGAUCAGGAUUACAUUCUUAACCUGUGCCAAGGGUCGGAUGAACUCAGGAUUGAGGAGAGGUUACCCCCUGGCUUCGGAGACUUGCUAGAAGGCAAACUUGAUGGCAUUUCUGCAGAGACUCAGGCCAAGAUAGACCGGGAUGGAGAUACUCUUAUCCUGCGUGGUGAUGAGACACAUGUGGCAAUGGCCAGAUCUCUUAUUGACCAGGAAUACAAAGUCUUGAAACAAGAGAGAGAGGACUACUUUUCCUCUGAGAGCAACCUAGAUGACCAGACAUUUGGUAGAUCACACAUGCCAUCCCCACAGCACACUUCAUUAAAGAAUAACUUUGACUCAACAGAUUCAUCCGCCUCAAGAUUUUGUAUGACUGGGCAGAAUAAUUGGACCAUCAGUGGGGACACUGUGAGCAACUUGCCUGAUAUUUCACUCUCUUCUGGAGUCGGGAAUACAGAGCAAGCACGGCACUCACCUAAACUUAUCCCACGGAGUGUGCCCGUAGCCCCACAGACCGCAGAGACAUUUACUCCAAGGGAUGACAAGACAGCAAGUGUUGUCAGCAGCAUGCAGAAACUAGGCUUCCCUAAGGAGCAGGUGCACUCAAUCUUGCAGCAGCUGGGUCCAAACGCAGACCACAAUGAUAUCUUGGGUGCCCUGGUCAACCAGCGGCCCACCAAGACUGACUUAGAGGAAGUAGAGGAAACUGGGAAGGAGGAGACAAGGACAUCAGGGGACAUGAGUGACGGGUUGCCCUCAGGUGACGGAGCCGAGGAUGAGUCCAACAAUCUCAGACCCAUCAUCAUUGAUGGUAGUAAUGUGGCAAUGAGUUUUGGUAACAAGGAUGUUUUUGCUUGCAAGGGCAUCCAGAUAGUUGUUGACUGGUUCUACCGAAGGGGACACACAAAGAUCUAUGUGAUUGUUCCAUCCUGGAGGAAGGAAGCCUCUAAGCCAGAUACGCCAAUAACAGAUCAAAACAUCUUGAUCGACUUGGAGAAACGUAACUUUGUUGUCUGGACUCCAUCCCGACGCAUCAACGGUCGCCGCAUCGCCUGUUACGAUGAUCGCUACAUUGUCAAGGCAGCAGAACAGGAGGAUGGCAUCAUUGUCUCUAACGACCACUUCCGAGACAUUCAGAAUGAGAAGCCUGAAUGGCGUAAAAUCAUUGAUGAACGACUCCUCAUGUACUCAUUCGUCAAUGAUCAAUUCAUGCCUCCAGAUGACCCACUCGGUAGACGUGGUCCGAGCCUGGACAACUUCCUGCGUAUGAAGCCCACAAUGCCAGACCACCUGCCCCAGGCCUGCCCCUAUGGAAAGAAAUGCACCUAUGGCAACAAGUGCAAAUAUUACCAUGCCGACCGGCCCAACCGUCCAAUGAAAUCCAUCAGCGAGACUCUGAAAGAACGGGACAAGAACCGCAAGGAGAAGGCCAAGUUAAGCUCUGACCGUAGUGGUAGCCCAAGGUUUUCCUCCGUUGCAUCUGCACCCAUUCCUGGCUAUCCAUCACAGAGGGAGACCUCCCCAAUGCCUGAAUGGCACACAACUCCCCUCCCCGGUCCUAGUACCCAACAGUUAAGCCCUAAAAGGGGUGGACGAAAUGCCUCCGAGUCAAGUGCCUUGCAAACUAACUCUGGUUCGCCUGGUUCCCCGCAUCAUUUCCAGACAGUAGAAGUCCCAUCCCACUCACCAUACUCAAUAGCCACAGAUGAGACAUUCGGGACACCAGACUUGCAACAGUAUCAGCAGAGUGCAGGAGUAGCCCAGCUUCAUAGUCAGGUGUCAUUGCAAUCUUUGAAAAGUCCCCCAUUUGGACGAGCAAGCCACACUGCACCUCAGCAGGCUUUCUGUCAGCAAACAGAUAGAAAAACCCAACGGGACAUUUUCACAAUGCCACUGCAAAGAUACCCUUCCCCAAGUCCAAUAGAGAGGGGGUAUCCCCAGAGAGAGGAAUCCCUCAUUGCUAAGAGAAUGUCCAUGCCUCAACUCAUGUAUGGAUCUGGUGAAUCAUUGAGUCACACUCCCUCUGGAAUGGGUUUUGAGAGGAGGCCAUCACACAAUGACCUGGUGUCAGACUUUCAGUGUUUGAAGCUCCAGGAUUCCAGUGGAAUGCAGUUAUCAAGAGAACCACAACCGAACUAUGGAUACAGGCAGUCACCACGGCAAUAUCACAGUGGAGAACCAUUACCAGGGCUCCCUCAACCUCUUCCUAACAACCACCAUGGAGAUGUCAGUCAGGGUACCAGUCAACCCAUGACCUAUCACAGCAGUGACAUCUAUGCUGCCCAGCGUUCAUUGCAAAGUGGCAUCGGCUCAGAUCAGAUGAUGUAUCCGCCUGCCCACCACACCUCACCCCCAAGGUACCACCCACAGAACGAACUGACUCCCCAGCCGUACUACCCAAGCCCAGGUCCAGUGCCGAUGGCAAGUGCAUGGCACACCGGCAGCAGUAGCAGAUCCACAUCAGAAAAUGUGCCGCCUCACAGGAACUCGGAGCCAGUUAAGUCGUUUGAGGAACAGCGCAAGUAUAUUUUCAACAACCUGGCCAGCCGGUUUGGCGUGGACCAGGUCAAAGCAGUCAUGCAAAGACAUCCGCAUGAAACUAAUCCCAGUAAUCUGAUCAUGUACAUGAACACCAACACUUAAACAACUCACUGCACCUUUAGGCCAUUUCAACUGGCCAUUUAAGCUCAGUACCUUCAGGGAACACGACUGUUGACCCUGAUAUCUUGAGUGUUACUGGCCAACUUGCCAAAAGUAAAAGUUGUUAUCACAACUGGGAGCCUAUUUGUGACCAUUGUUAGUGGCUGUCAUUUAUAAAGAAGGUUGUGGCUUCUAAGCUAGAGCUACCCAUUAUCAGUAGCCGUAAGUUUAGUAACCGAAGUGUGUCCACUGGCCAUAAUGACUGGACAGUAGCCACACUGAUUCAUCAAGUAAAACCUCGUGAUUUAUCACAUAUUACUUCAGUGCAUCCAGGAGAAAAAAAAAGAAAAGAUCUGUAGUGUAUUUCUACUUAAGUUCCUUCAAGACAACACUGCCCUGACAAUCAAAGCUUAGUGCUGGUUGUGCCAAUUACAAUGUAAGCUGCCAUUAAAUUUUAGACAUGCUUUCUUAAGAACGUAGAUUGUUCCUAGUUCAAUGUUUUACAUCCUCCUCGCCUGUAUUUUUGGCCAAAAUGACUGAAAAGUCUAGCACCC
Molecule: messenger RNA, 6463 nt
Organism: Acanthaster planci (crown-of-thorns starfish)
Lineage: Eukaryota; Metazoa; Echinodermata; Asteroidea; Valvatida; Acanthasteridae
Cellular component (GO): cytoplasmic ribonucleoprotein granule; nucleus
Molecular function (GO): RNA endonuclease activity; mRNA binding
Source: RefSeq, a predicted model, not a curated record